Molecule: messenger RNA, 1176 nt
Organism: Argiope bruennichi
Lineage: Eukaryota; Metazoa; Arthropoda; Arachnida; Araneae; Araneidae
Exons: 6
Coding region: 20-925 (301 amino acids)
Source: RefSeq, a predicted model, not a curated record
GAUUCAGGGACCGGUAGCUAUGCUUGGGAUGCUUGUCGCUUUCUGUCUCUGGAUAAUCUUUGGAGAAGUUAGCCUGAGCCUAGCGGCUAUCCGUAUGUUGAUGAUGGAUGUACCGAGUCCAACAAACCAGGGAGAAUCCGUCGAGUUGAUCUGCAGCUACGAACUGGACGAAGACAAACUCUAUUCCGUCAAGUGGUACAAGGACGAUGUUGAGUUUUACAGAUACGUCCCAAACGAUUGGCCACCUGGGCAAUUCUUGCCUCUUCAAGGCGUGCGUGUGGAUCUGUCCAAAUCAGGAAGUCAGAGCGUAUAUCUCCGUAAUGUGGACUUAAACAGUGCAGGAAUUUACAGAUGUGAGGUAUCUGCUGAAGCUCCGGAAUUCCAGACUGUAGAGGCCGAAAAGGAAAUGAAAGUAUUAGUUUUGCCUACGGAAGGACCAAGAAUCAUUGGAGGUCUUCCUAAAUACAGAGUAGGAGACACUGUAUCAGUCAACUGCACAUCAUCCAGCUCUAAACCAGCUGCUACUCUAAACUGGUUCAUAAAUGAUGAGAUUAUUACUGGGAAAAAAGAGAGUGGCUACCAGACCGAGCACUUCACUAUCCACCACUCGAAUGGUCUCGAGUCAUCCAGUCUGAGCUUGAAAUUUGUCGUGAGAGAACAUCAUUUCAGAGGAGGCAACAUGAAACUAAAGUGUACGGCCACCAUAUCCAGAGUGUACACAAUGAGUAAUGAGGAACUUGUCUUUCGACAACAGAAUUCAGGGCUACACAUAUUGGAAAAUGCGAGCCGUGUGAGAAAUUCAUCUUCAAGACCAUGCUGCAGCAAUUUUGUGCCGAUAAUAGCAAUUUAUUUCCUGCUCAAAAAAUUCACCGAAAUAUUGGCACAUUCCCUUCGGACUAGCAAAACUGACAAUCUGGCUGUCUGACAAUAAAUUGACUUCUAUGGGAAACAUAAUUCCAUAAUCUGUGAUACAACAAUAUGUGCAUCUUCAAUAUGUCGGUGGAUAUCUGUAAGAUCCUGCCCCCACAAAUGUCAUAGCAUUGUUCCUGAAUGUUUAUUGUAACUUUAAUAUAAGCGAAAGCAAAUAUAUCCUGCAUUUUAAGUGGUGAAUGUAUGUUUAUAGAGAUUUGUAUUUAUUGAUGUUAAAUCCAGUGCAUCAAAAAGCACGAACAUUUU